Molecule: messenger RNA, 3582 nt
Organism: Rhinichthys klamathensis goyatoka
Lineage: Eukaryota; Metazoa; Chordata; Actinopteri; Cypriniformes; Leuciscidae
Gene: gc2
Product: guanylyl cyclase 2
Exons: 18
Coding region: 49-3411 (1120 amino acids)
Biological process (GO): cGMP biosynthetic process; receptor guanylyl cyclase signaling pathway; intracellular signal transduction
Molecular function (GO): ATP binding; guanylate cyclase activity; protein kinase activity
Source: RefSeq, a predicted model, not a curated record
CCACUGUGUGCCAACCUACCAGCUGCGUGGCUGACCCGUUACUUUGCAAUGCAACGGUCAUCCAGUGCCUUUCACAGCUUGCUUCCAGCAUUGGCCACCAGAGGACUCCAGACCCCUGACCAAAGCUUCCAUUUCUCUAAUAAUCAUAAACAUACCUAUUUAUGUUUCUGGCUACUGUGGUCCACUGUAAGCCUUCUGUGCCUCUUCCCUGCCACCUCUGCUGCCACUGUAAGGGUUGGGGUGGUGGGGCCUUGGUCAUGUGACCCCCUCUUCACCAAAGCCCAGCCCGGCGUGGCUGCGCGGUUAGCUGUGGAGCACAUCAACAAGGACCCCUUCCUCUCACAGGGCAUCACGUUCGAUUAUGUCAUCCUGGAGGAGGACUGUGAGACAUCUCAGUCUUUUGCCCGUUUUCUUGGUUACUAUAAACGUGCAUCUGGGUUUAUAGGUCCAGUUAACCCAGGCUACUGUGAAGCUGCCUCUCUCUUAGGUAAGAGUUGGAAUAAGGCAGUGUUUUCCUGGUCUUGUAUUGGAAAUGAGCUGGAUGAUGCCCGCAGUCACCCUACGUUCGCCCGAACCAUGCCCCUCCCCUCCCUUGUGCUGCUGAGCUUAAUGCGCCACUUUAGUUGGGCACAUGUUGGCAUCAUUUCAUCAGCCGAGGAUGUCUGGGUGGAGGCGGGUUUAAGGCUGGCCAAUGCCCUGCGUGGUCAUGGAAUGCCUGUUGGCAUUGUGGCAUCUGUUCGUAAUGACCACACCAGCAUGCGUAAUACCCUGGUCAAGGUCAAGAAAGUGGCGGAGCUUCGUUUGGUCAUCCUCGUUAUGCACUCGGUGUUGAUUGGUGGAGGAGCCCAGAAGAUGCUAUUGGAGACAGCUCAUGACAUGCGGAUGACUGACGGCUCGUUGGUGUUUAUAUCUUACGAUACUCUCUUUUACAGUCUGCCCUACCAUCACAUUACCCAUCCAGCCCUGCGCUACAACAGCAAGCUGCUACGAGCCUACGAUGCCGUGCUCACCAUCACUAUUGAGUCUCCAAAGGAACAGUCUUUCUACCAAGCUUUUGAAAAAGCCCAGGAGCAAGGAGAGCUGCCCAGGCACCUUAAACCACAGCAGGUGUCCCCAUUGUUUGGCACCAUCUACUCCUCCAUCGUGUUCAUGGCUCAUGCUGUGCAAAGUGUCAGGGCUUCCGGUCAAUGGAUGUCUGGGGGGAACAUCGCCCAAAAUGCCCGAAACCUGCUAUUCAAAGGUGUCAGCCUACAAGCAAACUCUUCUGACUUUGGCAUGCUGGACUAUGUGGUGCUGGACACAGAUGGCUUUUCUUGGGAGUUGAAGCCUACAUAUCGUAUAGAGAUGCAGACAGAUAUGGUGCGCUUUCUGGGUCGGCCGAUUCAUUUUCCUAAUGCGGGGCCACCGAAAACUGAUUCCAGCUGCUGGUUUACACGUGGGAUCAUCUGCCGUGGAGGUGUGAAUCUUUUCAAUAUAGUUUUAAUCUUCCUAUCUGGUUUUCUGUUCUUCUUCUUCUCGAUUGGCUGUUCUUACUGCAUCAGGCGUAAAAUUAAUAAGAUCCGACUGAUGCGGGGACCGAACAAAAUUUUACUGACUUUAAAUGACGUCACUUUCAUCAACCCCUCCCUGAGCAAUAAGAAGCUGAGCUUGGAUGACAGCAAGGCCAGUGACACGAGAAUGAGCACUUCAGAGCGAAGCCUCAAGUCUCCGUUCUCUAGCCAAUCGCCAGCCACCCAUGACAAUUCAAAUAUCGUCAUUUAUGAGGGUGAUUGGGCGUGGCUGAAACGGCUUCCGUAUGGAAACUUCCGGAGCAUCACUCCUAAUACCAGCGAUGUUUUUGAACUGAUGAAAGAUUUGAGGCACGAGAAUAUAAACACCUUUCUAGGCUUCUUCCACGACUGCGGAGUCUUUGCCAUAGUAACAGAGUACUGUUCGCGUGGCAGCUUGGAAGAUCUGUUGGUCAACGACGAUGUCAAACUGGACUGGAUGUUCAAGUCCUCUCUCAUUCUGGACCUCAUCAAGGGUAUGAAAUACCUACACCAUAGGAACAUUUGUCAUGGAAGGCUUAAGUCCAGGAACUGUGUGGUUGAUGGGCGUUUUGUGCUCAAAAUCACAGACUAUGGCUACAAUGAGGUGUUGGAAUCUCAAAAGUUUCCUUAUGUUGAACCGCCAGCUGAAGACCUGCUGUGGACCUCCCCUGAGAUACUGAGAGGGUCCCACCCUGGUUUGUAUGGCACUCACCAUGGUGAUGUGUACAGUUUCUCAAUCAUCAUGCAAGAGGUGGUUAUGCGAGGGCCUCCGUUCUGUAUGCUGGAGCAGUCUUGUGAUGAAAUCAUCCAGAAGGUCCGGAAGCCUCCUCCAAUAUGCCGGCCCAUCGUGUCUGCAGACCACGCUCCGAUGGAGUGUAUUCAGCUUAUGAAGAAUUGCUGGAACGAACAGCCAGAGAAAAGACCCCCAUUUGAAGAAAUCUUUGACCAGUUCAAGAAUGUUAAUAAAGGGAAAAAGACCAACAUCAUAGACUCCAUGUUGCGAAUGUUGGAGCAGUAUUCCUCCAACCUGGAGGAGUUGAUCAGGGAAAGGACAGAGGAGCUGGAAAUAGAGAAACAAAAGACUGAGAAACUCCUCACACAAAUGUUGCCCCCGUCAGUGGCAGAGGCUCUGAAGCUGGGCACUACAGUUGAACCCGAGCAUUUUGACAGUGUCAGUCUCUAUUUCAGUGAUAUUGUUGGCUUCACCACAAUCUCAGCCAACAGUGAGCCUAUUGAGGUGGUUGACCUCCUCAAUGACCUUUACACAACAUUUGACGCUGUAAUCGGCAAUCAUGAUGUCUAUAAGGUGGAGACCAUCGGUGAUGCAUACAUGGUGGCAUCAGGUGUGCCCGUGCCCAAUGGAAACCGACAUGCAGCCGAAAUUGCAAACAUGGCCCUGGACAUCCUGAGUGCUGUUGGUACCUUCAAAAUGAGGCAUAUGCCUGAUGUACCGGUCCGCAUCCGAAUAGGACUUCACUCAGGUCCCUGUGUGGCUGGUGUAGUGGGUUUGACCAUGCCGCGGUACUGUCUGUUCGGGGACACGGUUACCACUGCUUCUAGAAUGGAGUCUACUGGAUUGCCGUACAGAAUCCAUGUCCAUUCCAGUACAGUGAAUAUCCUGAUGGAGCUGAAAUUGGGGUACCAAGUAGAGCUGAGAGCCAGAACAGAACUCAAGGGCAAGGGCAUAGAAGAAACCUACUGGCUCACAGGGAGGGACAGCUUCACCAAACCGCUCCCUACGCCGCCCGUUCUCAAGUCAGGAAUUGAAUCCAGAGAUUUUAAAGUGAUGCUUAAGAAGGCGGUGAAGAAGAUCUCCACUGUGCGUCAGGUUGCUCAGCUCACCCUAGCCGAUGAGGGCAAUGUCUUGAUCCACCAUCACUGAUGACCUUUAACCUUUGCCUUUUUGAACCCACACCUGUACUCAGAAUGAAAUGGAAUGUGAAGAAAUGGAGAACAAGUUAAAAGAGCACCAAAACAUUCUUUGCUUGUUUUCAGUCUGUUUUUCAUUUAAAAGCACCUAAUGAAGCAAGCUUAAGUGUACAGUUUACUGAAC